AUGACAAAGGGCUUGGCGGCCUUCGCCUUUUUCGUCCUGGUCGCUGUAGCCGGGGCUUCUGAUGCCAAUGCAGCAGACGCACUGGCUCUAGACGGGGAGUGCAACAGCGGCGACUGCGCACUCAACGCACUUCAGCUUCGCAGCGCACAGCACUCGAAGGACUCCCAAGACUUCGAAGAAAGAAUGGUGAGGAAGAUGGAGGGACUCUGCCCAGAAGGCAUGGUUCCCGGCCCGCCAAUGACCGACUAUUGCUGGCGGAACAAAUGCCCCGGGCCCAAGGCCGUGUUCUACUCCAUGGCCCCUUGCUCCUCCUUCUCGGGCUGUUCCAUCGAUGACUACAUGCGAAAAAAAUACAGCUACUAUCGCGGCCCUGGCAACUACUACGACUACAGCAUGAGAUUGCUUGAAGAAGAUGCUGUAGAAGCUGCUGAGACUGCCGCCUCAGAGGCUUCCGAUUCCGAGGUGAUUGAGGACGCAGUCGAGGCCCAGAACUCCACCGAGUGCCCACAAGGCUUGCCAUUCUUGGCAGAUGGCCGGUGCUUCCGCAAUCGGUGUAUACCACAGAGCAAGACCACGACAAUAUACACAAUGGCCGUGAACUGCAACUUCUACACCAGCUGCGUCAGAAUCCCGCCAGGCGGUGUGCGAGGCCUUCCGGUGCCUCAAAAUAGUACCUCAAUGUGA
Molecule: messenger RNA, 684 nt
Organism: Symbiodinium sp. CCMP2456
Lineage: Eukaryota; Dinophyceae; Suessiales; Symbiodiniaceae
Source: the annotation of a GenBank genome assembly